Messenger RNA from Arabidopsis lyrata subsp. lyrata, 2003 nucleotides. RefSeq names its product transcription factor SRM1. Gene Ontology annotation, molecular function: DNA binding. NCBI's taxonomy places the organism in Eukaryota, Viridiplantae, Streptophyta, Magnoliopsida, Brassicales, Brassicaceae. The transcript is spliced from 2 exons. The record is from RefSeq and is a predicted model, not a curated record. The coding region runs from base 779 to 1687 and encodes 302 amino acids.
AAUACAUGGCAUAAUUUGGUCAACAAAGAAAGAUUAAUUGGAACUAAAACAAAAAGUUAGAGAGUCAACAAUACCAAAAUAACAGCGGACUUGUGCUGUGAAAACUGUUGCUAUCUAUCAAUCAAUGUGUGGGCGCUUAUGGUUUGAACUUCCCCUUCCUUUAACAAUGGCGUUUUGACCUCUCUCUCUCAGUCUUCUGGGUUUUUCCAAUUUCCCUUUCUCUCUCUCUCUCUCCUUCAAGUUGCUGCAAUCCCUAGAAAACCCCCAAUUUGAUUUUCUUAUAAAGUUCACAUUUUUUCUUCUUCUGCCAAUCCUCUUUUUCCCUCGUUUCAAUCUCCGUUUUGCUUUUGGCUAUCAGAUAUAUAUAUAUUUCUUCGUGCUUCUAUCUCAUAACGAUAAGUUUUAUUCAUCUUUGCGUCUUAGUUCAUCAGUAGAGAGAGUAGGGUUUUUUUUUUUGCGAGGGAAUUUGAUUUUGUGGGAGGUGCGAAUCCAUAUUCGAUUCCCCAAGCUUGUCUCUUUAUAUCCGUAGUUUAGUUGUAUGGUUGGGCUUUGAUUGGAAUAUCAAGGCUAGUUUUUAGCUAGGUUCAGUGAUACUUGGAAGAUCUGAGUUCUUCGUGUGUUUCUCAGCUUUGGGAUUCUACUAAGUUUGUCUGCAAAUCAGUUUCUAGUUUGUGGAGAUCUAAAAGACACGAAAUUUGCUGAAAUCUGGUUGAUAUCCCAGAUUUUUUAGAGGGAUUCGGGUAGAUUCUGUAGAAUUUGUGCGGGUUUGAUUGGAAACAUGACGGUGGAGGAAGUUAGUGAUGGUUCUGUGUGGAGUAGGGAGGAUGAUAUUGCCUUUGAGAGAGCUCUAGCUAAUAAUACUGAUGAAUCAGAGGAACGCUGGGAGAAGAUUACUGCUGAUGUUCCAGGGAAAAGUGUUGAACAGAUUAAAGAACAUUAUGAGCUUUUAGUUGAAGAUGUUAGUAGGAUUGAAUCAGGAUGUGUGCCUCUUCCUGCCUAUGGGUCUCCUCAAGGAUCAAAUGGUCAUGCUGGUGAUGAAGGAGGAAGUAGUAAGAAAGGAGGUAACAAUCAUGCGGGAGAGUCUAACCAAGGAGGUAAAUCAAAGUCCGAUCAAGAACGACGAAAGGGUAUUGCGUGGACAGAAGAUGAGCACAGGUUAUUUCUUCUUGGUUUGGAUAAGUACGGGAAAGGUGAUUGGCGUAGCAUUUCUCGCAACUUUGUAGUAACAAGAACACCGACCCAAGUCGCGAGCCACGCUCAAAAGUAUUUCAUUCGUCUAAACUCAAUGAACAAAGAUAGAAGGCGAUCAAGCAUUCACGACAUCACUAGUGUUGGCAACGCAGAUGUCUCAACGCCACAAGGACCAAUCACUGGUCAGAACAACAGCAAUAACAACAACAACAACACCAGUUCUCCUGCUGUUGCUGGAGGAGGAAACAAAUCAGCCAAGCAAGCCGUCUCUCAAGCACCACCUGGAGCUCCUAUGUAUGGAACACCCACCAUAGGUCAACCAGUAGGUGGACCAUUGGUCUCAACAGUUGGAACACCAGUGAACCUCCCAGCUCCACCUCACAUGGCUUAUGGAGUCCAUGCUGCUCCAGUCCCUGGCUCGGUGGUUCCUGGUGCAGCAAUGAACAUGGGUCAAAUGCCGUACACCAUGCCGCGCACACCAACAGCUCAUAGGUAACUCGAAAGCACCUUUGCAGUGAUAGUGCACUUGGUUUUAGGUGUAAGAAAGAUGUGUAAAGGAUUUAGUGAAUAUUCAAAGCUUGUUCCUUGAGCGAGUUUUUUUUAUUACUUAGUUUGUGGGGAUUUUGUAUGAGGUCCGAAUAAGAUAUUAAGAUGACAUGAUUAGUUUGCAGACUCCAGAAGCAAAAAAAAAAAGAAACACUCUUCUUUGUAUGUGAACACAAUAAAGCCUCUGUUAUGAGGCUUACAACAAGAUAGACAAAGCAACAUUGUAAAUCUUUUGUUCUCAAUCAACAAUCUGUUUGAAUUAUCAA